UCUUCAUACACCGUGUCGUUUAACACCUCUGGUAAUAGCAUUCCACCCGAAAGCAGCUUUUACACAGUAUCAAUAAAAAACGAUAGAGAAACAUAUAAACCCCGUUUCAACGACCAAACGCGCGUUUCAAAUAAUCUAACCCCAAACGCUCGCGCUUGAUAAUCCAUUUUCCCCCUUCUUUUAAUCGAAAAUAAAAGGUGAAGAAAUCAAACAAUCCUUUCACUUUCGAUUACCGAAUCAAAUUCAGAAUCGCUUAAACAAUGACGACGGAAGAUAACAGCGUUAGGGUUUCUUCUUCCAAUGAAGCAUCUGCGACAAACGAAGUUUCACAAACAAGACAGAGAAAGAAGAGAAAGUGGGAUCAACCAGCAGAGUCAUUGGUAUCAGUUGGGAUGGCAGUACCCGGAGUUCUUCCUUUGAGCAAUGCUAUGCCUCUUGGUGGGGUUGCAUUUCCAGGUGUGACACCAGUGAUAUCCAGCGCUCUUUUGACUAAUCCAUUGGCUGCUGCAGCCCUGCUUCAGCAGCAAAGCACGGCGGCGGCCCAAAAAUUGAAUCAACAAAAGAUCCAAGAUGAGUUGGUAAUUGCUCGAGAAAUCGUCAUAAAUGAUGCAGAAUCUUCUCUUCGCUACAAGUUGACAAGACGCCAGACACAAGAGGAGAUCCAGAGGUGCACUGGUACUAUAGUUAUAACUAGGGGUAAGUAUCGACCUCCCAAUUCGCCGCUCGAUGGAGAAAAGCCGUUGUAUCUCCACAUCUCUGCAGGAGCUCAUAUAAAAGAUACGGCGGAACGGAUUUUAGUUGUUGAUCGUGCUGCUGCAAUGAUUGAAGAAAUGCUAAGGCAGGGGCAAAAUUCGCAGUCAAUUUCUUCUGCUUUACCUUCAGCUUUGGCUAAUGGAGUGAAGGUAUUGAGCACAUGUGUGUUUUUGGGAUUUGAUGCUGACCCAUCAUGGAACAUUGUUGCUCGUAUACGUGGACCAAAUGACCAGUAUAUAAAUCACAUUAUGAAUGAAACAGGAGCAACAGUAAUACUUAGAGGACGUGGUUCCGGAAACGAUGAAGGCUCAAAUGGAGAAGAUGGACAGCAACCUAUGCACCUGUUUUUGUCUAGUAACAAUGCAAAAAGCCUUGAAGAUGCUAAGUUCUUGGCGGAAAAUCUUUUGGAUACAAUCAGUAUGGAAUGUGGUGCUUCGAGGAUUUCAUCAUGUAAAGUUUAUAGUGCUGUUCCACCUCCACAGCCGGUAUAUACUGCUGUUCCACCUCCACAGCAGGUAUAUACUGCUGUUCCAUCACCCCAGCAGGUUUAUAGUGGCCCUUCAUUGUCAAAGCAGAUUUCUACUGCCAUUUCACCCGUACAACAAGGUUACAGUGCUGUUCCACCCCCACAGCAGUUGUUGGCUGGAGUUCAGUGUUCGGAGGCAAGCACAGACGUAACCACUACUUCAAUGUCAUUGACUGCAGUUUCGACACCAGUUCCUACAGCAAACAUGAUUGGUUAUGCUCCUCCUUUAGUAUCAGGUGGAACUAGCUAUAUUGGAUAUGGUGGAAUAUAUCCUCAAGCUACCCCAUUGCAACAAGUUGCUCUUGCCUUGAGGCACUCACCUCCUGUUGCUUCAACAGUUGCUCCCGCAACAUCGGCACCAAACAGAGAGUCCAAGUCUACCACAAACUCUAAUCAUGAAAAAGAGGAUAAACGGACAGCUCAGAGGCGAAAAUUUCAAGAACAGCCAGUUGUUUCAAAGGGCGCAAAACACAAUCAGGUAUUUUCUCUGACCUUCUAUGCUGACACUGGACCUGUCUGUUGGGCUGUUGGUUUAUGUUUGACAGGGUUUUCUGUUUUGGAAAGUUUGCUUGUGCACAGUAUACGCCCUUGCCAGUCCAAAUGUUUUAUGAUUUAUCUCUCCAUUGGUAAAGUUGUGGCAAGCUUGUGCUUUGCCCUCCAUUUUUGCAUACAUGGGCUCCAAAAGAAAAUAAAUACUAUAAUAAGAAAAUGAAUAAAAUUUAUACGUGAUUAAGAGUCACUAUUGAACAUCCAAUAUUUUUAAAACCAAGAUGAUGUCAGCCAUUUCCUAAGCAAAGCCAUCUUACUUAAAAUUUUGCAUCUCACUUUAACUAGUUGCCUCCACAAAAUCUUGUUAGACUAAUCCUACAUCCCGCGAUAUGAUUAGUUAAAAAUAGUUGUGUUCAUAAACUCAUCAUUCAUUAAAAAUAUCAAUUUUUUGAGUGCGACCCUUAAAGUUAACCCACCACUUGACAAAAAUCUCAGUUCUUUUUGCAAAACAUGUAUAUCUUGGUAUUUGGCAUCAAUGACUCAUUUGGCAUUGGCAUUGGCAUGAAAGCCCCCAAAAUAUUGGGAACAUUUGAGCUGCUAAUAUACAGUUAUGUUGCCAAUUAUACUAUUCGUUGACAUUUUUUUUUUUUAAGGAAUUCGUUGAUAUAUGUUAUCACAACAAAUUCCUAUUCGUGUUACGUUUCAAUUAUAUUAAUUAAUCAGCCACUUAAAACAGUUUUUGCGCGAAAAAUUUUCCAUUGACUGUUAUUAUCUGUGACAUUAAAUCAGGUUAUAGAAUGAUAGUUGACGAUAUUUGCCAGUUUAUCCUACCUUAUAUUGUUGUGCAUUGUUUUCUUUAUUUGUUUUAUUUUUUAUAGUUCAGUCUCAAUUUACUUGUAGUUUUGUGUAUUGGAGCAAUUAGUAAAAUAUCUGAUUCAGAAGUUGUUUGUAUUUUUGUAUUGUUCCACUCUAACUCAAUUGCAGGGAUCGGAACUUCUAAAACCUAAUGAACGAUAUGAGAACUUGGUUGUGAGGAAUAUAUCAACUAUGCCUGCUCCUAAGAAGUUGGUCCAGCCAUCGUCUAAUGGAAUUCCAGCACCCCCACCAAG
Messenger RNA from Medicago truncatula (barrel medic), 2877 nucleotides. RefSeq names its product protein RIK. Lineage: Eukaryota; Viridiplantae; Streptophyta; Magnoliopsida; Fabales; Fabaceae. The record is from RefSeq and is a predicted model, not a curated record. The coding region runs from base 261 to 1991 and encodes 576 amino acids. Gene Ontology annotation, cellular component: nucleus. Gene Ontology annotation, molecular function: RNA binding. The transcript is spliced from 11 exons.